This is a messenger RNA of Dromaius novaehollandiae (emu), 7669 nucleotides long. RefSeq names its product serine/threonine-protein phosphatase 4 regulatory subunit 1-like. Gene Ontology annotation, biological process: protein dephosphorylation. Lineage: Eukaryota; Metazoa; Chordata; Aves; Casuariiformes; Dromaiidae. Bases 1954 to 4740 code for a protein of 928 amino acids. The record is from RefSeq and is a predicted model, not a curated record. The transcript is spliced from 19 exons. Gene Ontology annotation, molecular function: protein phosphatase regulator activity.
UGUGGGAGCGGGCGGGAGGCGCCGUUUUUCUCGUAGCUCUUUUUUUUUCCUUCCUCAAACGGCCGCUGAGGAGUUGAGUUUUGUAUAAACACACCUCAAACAAUGGCCCGUGAGGAACCUCUGGGAAGGGAAGAGGCGUCCCGUCCGGCACUGUUGUGGGGGAUUAACCCCUCCGCUGUUGUCUUCGCAAACUAGCCUCGCGGUAGUGGAAGCGAAUGAGACUUUUAAAAGCUUUAGAGGCUGCUAAAGGUGUUACCUGUCUUGCUUUUGUUGCAUCGCCGUGGCGCAGGCGCUCGGCAGGACGGGUUGCGUCGGGCACGUCUGCGCCUCGGGAGCGGGGGGCGAAACAAAGCGCCCGGGGUGGCACCGCCGGCCGCUGCCUGCGGGCUCCGUGCGGCGCCUCGGGUCUGGGCCAGGCGGAGAGCUCGAGCUGGAGCCCGAGUGCUUCGGAGCUCCCGGGCGGGCUCAGGGCUGCGUGCCCGUCAGGCACCUGGGGAAGAGCCCUUACUUAGAGUUAAGGCGAUAAAUCUUUACUGACUGUUUAAAUGUGCAUUGCGGUUUCACCGGCACUUUGAACGCUGGACUGGCUUUUCUGUUUAGAAACGAAAACUGAUGCUUGAACUUGUUUCUCGUGAUUCUUAUUGAUUUGGUUGCCGUGCAAACAUUAUUGUUUAAUAGUACUUGAAAACGUGUGACAGAAGGAUGUUUUUUCCCUAAUCUAUCAUAAAGAAGCAAAUGUGGGAAGGAGGCAGUCUUGAGGAACAGCAGGAGAAACAUGACCUGCGGGGACAUCCUCCUUCACCAGCAGGAAAAUCAUUCUGUGGAGUUCUGUUAAUUGCUGCAGUUAAAUGUUGCUUUCUGUCUUUGAGGUUUCUGCAUUUUACUACGAGGUAGCAGAAAAACUUGUCAUUUGCAUUUUGGUUAAGUUUAGAAAAAAACUUGGGUCUUUUUUGAGAUGAAGAUGAUGUAUAAAUGGCGAGAUUCAUUGUAUACAAGACUUGUGGUAGCUCUUGGCUUGUCUGGUGUUUGUAUCUUUAUGUGCAUUGCAAAAUGUCUUUAACAGACGUCUUAUGCAGAUAGAUUUAUUUGUAACAGUUUACAUCUUAAAGAAUGGAUUUAAAAUUAAAAGAGCUUUUUCCUUCCUAAACACUGUUACCUAUUUGAAAAGCUGGAAAUCUAAAAAGUUGUAAUAGGAAGAACAUGGAGGAUAGUACUUGAAAUAAAUGUAUUUAGCAGGCAUGGAUUUGAAAACUUGAUAACCCUGUGUAAGAAGUUGCUUAGAAGAGAGGUGCUUAAAGGUUGUGGCUUGCUGCAGUAAAUGAAACAAGUACUGGUGAAGGCCUUAGACAGCAAAAAGUAUGCAUGUUUUGAAUAGAGGUUUUAAAUAAGGAGGAAGCUUGCUGAUACAUUUGAAUGUGCUUAUGUUGGAUUUAGAGACGAUUUUGCAGAGGUCAACACAUCUAUCUCACCUUUGAGCUCCUUUAAUAGCAGAAAAUCUGCAAUAGUUGCUGCUACAGUACCUUACUUCCGUGUUGGAAAUCUUUUUCUUCUGUGUCCUAUUUUUUUUUUUUUUUUUAAGCCUUCCUAGUGCUAAUGAAUACUUAGCUGUUUGAAUUGAUUGGGUCUUUCUGAAUUGCUCCCUGUUGCCUUUCCCAUUUUCCUCUCCCUGUAAUAAGGAAAUUAAAGAUACUGAUCAUUUGAGUUUUGUUUGCUGACUGAUUUAAGUACAAGCAGCAGCAAUAAAUGCAAACUUUCCUGUAGCUCUCUGUUAUGUGUCUUGGCCUUGAAUUGGGAGUGAUCAUCAUUAGAAGUUAAGAGGGUAGCUUGUUCUCCAUUUAGUGUUCAGCCAUUGGCCAUUCUCUAGUAAGUGCUCAGUCUUUGGCUAUUCUGUUGAGACCAUCAGUAUAGAAUUUGUCUGUUGGGUUUGAAGAUUAUGGACCAGACUGUGAUAGCAUGAGGAUAACAGCGUUCUUGGACAUUCCUGGACAGGAUAAUUUGACUCCUUUGGCUCGUCUGGAAAAGUAUGCUUUCAGUGAUAACAUAUUUAACAGGCAGAUUAUUGCUAGAGGUCUUUUGGAUGUCUUUCGAGAUUUCAGUAAUAAUGAGGAAGAUUUCCUGACUGUAAUGGAGAUAGUGGUCAGGCUCUCUGAAGAUGCAGAACCGACUGUACGUACAGAGCUGAUGGAACAAAUACCUCCCAUUGCCAUUUUUCUGCAAGAAAGUCGACCAAAAUUCCCAACAGCAUUUUUUGAAUAUCUUAUGCCCAUAGUAGUGAGAUACCUCACAGAUGUUAAUAAUCAGGUUAGAAAAGCAGGUCAAGAAGCGCUGCUCAUACUGCUAGAACAAGAUCUUGUUGCUCAGAGUGACAUUGAAAAUAAGGUGUGUCCGAUUCUGUUGGACCUUUCUGCUCCUGACAGUGAUGAUGAGUACAAGGUGGAAGCUGUGAAUAUAAUCUGUAAAAUGGCUUCUAUGCUGAGCAGAACCACUGUUGAGCACAUGCUGCUUCCUCGUUUCUGUGAACUGUGCAGCGACGGGAAACUAUUUCAAGUCCGAAAGAUUUGUGCAGCUAAUUUUGGUGACAUUUGUAAUGCAGUUGGACAAGAAGCCACAGAGAGACUUUUGAUUCCAAAGUUCUUUGAACUUUGUUCGGAUAGCGUUUGGGGAAUGAGAAAAGCUUGUGCUGAAUGCUUUAUGGCAGUGUCUUACACCACAUCCCCAGAAGUUCGCAGGAGCAAACUGUCCCCCCUCUUUAUCAGUCUUAUUAGUGACACUUGCAGAUGGGUUCGUCAGGCUGCUUUUCAGUCCCUUGGCCCAUUCAUUUCUACCUUUGCAAACCCUUCAAGUGCUGGUCUUUACAUUCGAGAAGAUGGUACACUGAGUAUCCGACCAUCGCCUCAAGAUGUGACUUCCAGUUCCUACCAAGCAAACAACAACAUAAAUUUUAUGUCCUCCAGUACAAAUGUUGUGUCUUCCAGUUCAGAACAACCAAUGGAAGUCAAACCAGAGUCGUCGACUGAGGAGACUUCAGCUGAAGUUAAUACAGUGCUCUCAGUUAACCAUCUUAAUAAAGACACAUGGGAAGGAAGUUCAGAUUGUUGUACCAAUCCUGGAGAAGACCUGACUAGCUUGUCUCAGGGCGACAAUGUUGCUGCUGGUGUCAUAGAGGUCAUUAAGGACAGCAAUUUUCCAGGAAUGAACUCGAGGCUACAGUCUGCUGAGGAUGUAUUUAAUACUUUCUUGUACUGGCGCCCUCCUCUGCCUGAUAUAAGCCAGGAUCUGGAGUUGCUUCAGUUCAAGUCUGAGAAGCACAAAGACAGCUGCUCUCUGCAGUGUAAUAACUGUGUUGCCAGUAGUGAAAUAAAAAAAGUCCUAGAAAGCUUACAGGAGCACAUAGAUGAUCCAGAUGUUCAAGCUCAGGUCCAAGUGUUGUCUGCUGCUCUCAGAGCUGCUCAGUUUGAUUCCAUCAGUGACUAUGAGACCAAAAAAAUAGAGAGCAGGGGCAAGCCUCAGAAUGAAACAGCUAUUUUGGAUGAAGCAGCUGUUUCAGAUGCGACCUGCAGCCAGGUAGAAGAUGACACUCUUUUGUCCCGUACAUCCCAGGAUGACAUCGGUGAGCAGUCUACCACCAGUAUACUGAAAAGCACAGACUCGGAGGAACAACACAGAGGAACCAGUGUGUUUUUAAAGAAAGAGCAAGAAAAUAAUCCACCAUUUGAAGAUGACAAGUCAAAAUUACAGGAUAUUAUACCUCAACCUUUAUUAGACCAGUACUUGUCAAUGACUGACCCUGCUCGAGCCCAGACUGUUGAUACUGAAAUAGCCAAACACUGUGCAUAUAGUCUUCCUGGGGUGGCCUUAACACUGGGCAGGCAGAACUGGCACUGUCUGAAAGAUACGUAUGAGACUUUGGCCUCAGAUGUACAGUGGAAGGUUCGUCGGACACUGGCUUUCUCCAUACAUGAACUAGCUGUUAUUCUGGGUGAUCAGUUAACAGCUGCUGACCUGGUGCCAAUUUUCAAUGGAUUCUUGAAAGAUCUGGAUGAAGUGCGCAUUGGUGUCCUUAAACAUCUCUAUGACUUUCUAAAGCUACUUCAUGCAGACAAAAGGCGAGAGUAUCUUUACCAACUUCAAGAAUUUGUGGUGACCGAUAACAGCAGGAACUGGCGGUUUCGUUAUGAGCUGGCAGAGCAGCUGAUCCUGAUAUUAGAACUCUACAAUCCCAAUGAUGUAUAUGACUACUUAAGACACAUUGCACUAACUCUCUGCUCUGAUAAAGUGUCGGAAGUUCGGUGGAUCUCCUUCAGACUGGUUGUUGCAAUACUGCAGAAGUUCUAUGCAAACAAUGCAAAUGCACUGGGAUUAAAUUUCAUUAAUGAACUUGUAGUGCGGUUCCGUCACUGUUCCAAGUGGGUUGGAAGACAAGCUUUUGCCUUCAUUUGUCAGGCAGUAGUAGAAGAAGAAUGUAUGCCUGUCGACCAAUUUGUUGAACAUUUACUCCCCAGUCUUUUAAGUCUUGCUUCAGAUCCUGUGCCAAAUGUAAGGGUUCUGCUCGCCAAGGCUCUAAGGCAGACGUUAUUGGAGAAAGCUUAUUUUAAAAGUGUUGGCAAUCCUCAUCUAGAAGCUGCAGAAGAGACGGUUCUAGCUUUGCAAUCUGACAGAGACCAAGAUGUGUCUUUUUUUGCCACCAUAAAACUAAAGCAGAAAAACAUGGACAAUACUUCGAUUGAAAAGCAAAACUAAUGUGUCCUAUAAACCAUGAACAGCAAAAUGGUUAUUUGCCUCAUGUUCACACUUAGUAUGAAUAACAUGGACAAAUAAGAAAAGAACCUUUUGUCAUCUACUUGAGCUGGAAACAGCCUGUUCAAAAAUGCAGUGAUCUUCAUUUAAUGACCAGUUUACAUCUACAGCUGUGCAUGAUAUGCAUUAGCAGGUUUUUUUUGUCCUUGUAAAUGUGGGUGAUAACUCUGAUGUCAGCCCACAGUUCUGCAUUGUAUAUAAAUUCUUAUACGUAUUCAGUGUUUCAAUGUAAUCAGAGUUCAUAUUCCGUAAUUAAAAAAAGACGAACAAUUUCAGUAGUAGAGCAGUCUGCUAUAAGCUUGAAAUGGUUUCUUACUUUUAAAACCUUGAUAGCAGAUUUAAGUAAGGAUAUUCCUUCCUCAUUUUUAUUGUAGCUUUUGUAUUGUUUAAAGUAUUGCAUUUUAUUUUAACUGAAAAAAGUGUAUAUAUGUGAAUAGCUCUUAAAUCUUAACAAAAAAUGAUGAAGAAUUUAAUCCCGUAUCAAUGAAAAAGCUCAAAAAUCAUUUCAUUUUAUACAGUGGUUAAUUUGUUGAAAUUAAGCCAUGGUUCAUUUUUACUUAAUGUGAUAUUUUUUAAAGCACAGAGAGCUCAACAUUCUUUGUAUAUUGUGACUUUUCUAUUACUUUGUUAUUUCUAAACUAUAGUCUUACAGGUGUUAACACUGUUUUAAUUACUGCAAGAGCUUAUAGUUGUAUGUAGACUGUUGAUUUCCCCAACUGAAAAUUACUCUUUCUACCCUAGUAAAGUUCACUUCAGUUAAGGGAUUCAGAGUUCCUGGAAUACAUGAUAUAUCUUCAGAGGAAUAUUACAGAAUUUUACAGAGUGCUUAAGUUUUGUACAUGUCUUUCAUGCAAACCUGAUUUGGAAAAAAACACCUUUUAACUGGUCCAGCAUUCGAAUCCCUGAGAACCUGCUAUUUCAUGCCUAAGUAAGAGGUAAGGGGAUUUUAUUUGGGAUUUCUAAUUUCUGGAAUGUUUCAAAUGGCAAAUGUUCACUCGUGUGUGUAUGUGUAUAUACAUACAUAUAAAUAUAUAUGUGUAUAUUUUAUACAUACACAUGAGUAUUUGCCAUUUGUUAUAUUAACAAAAUUCUCGUAAUAAAAUCUGCUAGCUUUUAACCAUUUUUCAAAACUAUCAAGCUGAUACUUUUUGGUGGAUCCUGUCCUCUCUCAUGUCCCAGAUCUGCAGUUAAUGUAGGACCUGUCCAAAAAUGAAUGCUUAAUUUAUCUAUUACUACAUGAGACCAUUCUUUAGUAAUUAUUGUGUCCACACAAAGAAAGUAUCAUAAGUAGACCAGUGGGAAUAUUUCUUUCCCCUUAUGUCAUUACUAUACUAAUUAAGUAGUUCAACUGCGUGAAAGUUUUUUACAGAAACUAGAAACUAUUACUUUUUUUUUUUUUUUUUAUCUGGAUUGUCUGCAAUACAGCAAGUAAGUUCCUCAGCUGGGCUCUGUAUUUUUUUGGAGGGUUCAGUUUUGUACAAGUCUGUCUAACUAUAAUUUUGUAUUAUAAUGUACAGUAUUUGUAAUAAAUUGUUUUCUUGCAAGAUCAUAAAAUGCUUUCAGAAGUUAGUCAAAUAUACCAUUGCUAUCACUGCUAUUACAGUAAACAGUAUAAACUCUGUAAAUUCUGCAACAUUCUACAUUUAACUUUUUAUUUUUUUUAUAAUUUAAAACAAAUGCCUCUUCAAUACAGUCUUUUUAUGAUUGCAAUUUCUUAGCAAAAAAAUUAAUUUUUUCUAGUUCUAAUAUCUUUUUCUAAUGCUGGCGUUAUUGGUAUUUUCUAACAGUUCAAGUUUUCUAAGACUUCUGACAAGGGUUUACUUUUGUUUUUUUAUUAACAGCUCAUUACAUUUCUCAGUAUUGAUCAAAUUUUUUUUAAGUGUGUGUAUAUAUAAAUAAGUAUGUUUUAAACAUACUGUAUAUAAAUUAGAUACUUUGAGCAUUAACCCAACCUAGUUUCUGUUUGUCAAGUAAUCUUAAAUAAUUACCUUUUCUUGCCACAAUCCACUGAAAAAACAUAAGCUUCCAUAUGUUUUAGAAUGUUUGGGUAGUUUUCAUUAAAAUUUUUAAUUAGAACAUGUGUAAACAGUAAGCCACUAGCUAUAAAAUUUAACUAAAAGGCUAAACAAAGUUCUUGUUUUUUAAGAUAUUUUGGUACCUCUCUAGCUCCAGAAAUUCAUAUCUAUUUUAAGUGGUAUGAUUUCAGCAGAGCUUUUAAAACAGUUGUUAAAACUGUAGUUGCAUGCACUAAUAGGAGAUUACAACAUAGUUCUUUUAUUUGUAGGCAAUGUGCAGGUCUAAAACAGGCUUAACCUUUGCAAGGUUUGCCUCUUUUUUUAAUUUUAUACUAGAAAUAUGAUUUCAGCAUGACUAAAGACUGCACUUUACAUCUUGUACUAGACAAAUGUAUGCAAUGAAGAGUAAAGCUAUGUGUUCACAUACAAUUCUCUGGGUUGUUUAAAUUAUGCAAAAAUAUAUAUUUUAAAAAGCCAGAUGGAGCAAAGCUAGGUAGUUGAUCCACUGUCACAAAAGCAGAAAGAAUACCACUUUAAAACGUUUCUGACUAAGGAACAUGAAAAUAAUGUUAGUGGUGCAAUAUUGCUUGGAUGCUGUAGGUAAUUAUCAGGCACUUGUAAUCCAAAGCAUGUUAGUCAUGUUGCUUAGAAUUCAAACUCACUGGUAUGUUAUGUGUGAUAUACACUUGGCAUCUAACAGGAUGCUGCCCUAGUGGCAGUUGUGUCUGUACACAGUGUUGUUUAGAGCCCAAAUAAGCGGGGACACUCUGGAAGUGCCACUCAUUUGUCAGAAUAGAGAAUCUAUGUAACUUUUUAUUUGUAUUUAUCUCAAUAAAUCCUGUGACUGUUUUAUGAAA